Messenger RNA from Hyla sarda, 2830 nucleotides. RefSeq names its product coenzyme Q7, hydroxylase (gene COQ7). Bases 104 to 766 code for a protein of 220 amino acids. Gene Ontology annotation, molecular function: 3-demethoxyubiquinol 3-hydroxylase activity. Gene Ontology annotation, biological process: determination of adult lifespan; regulation of gene expression; regulation of reactive oxygen species metabolic process. The transcript has 6 exons. Lineage: Eukaryota; Metazoa; Chordata; Amphibia; Anura; Hylidae. Gene Ontology annotation, cellular component: mitochondrial inner membrane; nucleus. The record is from RefSeq and is a predicted model, not a curated record.
UCGGCGGUAUCCCAGCAACGGUCGCAGAGCGGAUGACGUCAGAGAAAAAGCGACCAAUAUUUUUGUGACUGUGACAGAAAGAAGGUCGUAGGCGGAAAGUAGUAUGGAGGGAGCUGUGGGGAUGAUGAGGCUCCGGCAGCUGUACUGCAGCCUUUCUAGGAGUCCGGGAUUGAAAAGACACUGCUACGCUACAGUCCAUGCUGGAUCCACCAGACUUUAUAGCUCAGGCCUUAACACGGAUGAAGAAAGGGCCUUGUUGGAUAGAAUAAUCCGAGUGGAUCAUGCUGGAGAAUAUGGAGCAAAUCGUAUUUAUGCAGGACAGAUGGCAGUGCUGGGCAGAUCUUCUGUAGGGCCCAUCAUUCAGCACAUGUGGGAUCAAGAGAAGGAUCAUUUGCAAAAGUUUAAUGAGUUAAUGGUUUUGAACAGAGUGCGGCCUACGGCACUUCUGCCCUUCUGGAACGUGGCAGGAUUUGCUUUGGGGUUCGGGACAGCACUACUUGGGAGAAAGGGGGCAAUGGCCUGUACUGUGGCUGUGGAGGAGACCAUAUCCAGUCACUAUAACAAUCAGAUCAGAGAGCUUAUGGAGAGGGAUCCUGAAAAGCACAAGGAAUUGCUACAGACAAUAAAGAAGUUUCGAGAUGAUGAGAUGGAACAUCAUGAUACCGGACUGGAACAUGAUGCAGAACUGGCUCCAGCUUAUUUUUUACUGAAGAACGCCAUACAAGUGGGAUGUCGAGCUGCUGUCUAUUUAUCAGAACGCAUAUAAGGAAAGGGACAUUUUUAUCUGUUUUACUUUUGUCUUAUAAAGUGAACACCUAUUUUUACAUGGCAUAUUAAAGGGGUACUCCAGCCCUAAGACAUCUUAUCCCCUAUCCAAAGGAUAGGGAAUAAGAUGUCUGAUGGCGGGAAACCCGCCACUGGGGACACCCGCAAUCUCUCAUGCAGCACCCACCAGAGUAUCGUGACGUCACGACUCCACCCUCGUGUGAUGUCACGCCCCGCCCCCUCAAUGCAAGUCUAUGGGAGGGGGCGUGACGUCCGUCACGCCCCCUCCCAUAGAUUUUCAUUGAGGGGGCGGGAGUGACAUCACACGGGGGCCGAGUCGUGACAUCAUGAUAUUCCGACCCCGUGGUCAUGAGGCUUCAGAAACGGAAUGAUCAUCACUUUGUGCAGUUGGGACAGGUGGGAGCUGCAUGAGAGAUUGUGGGGGUCCCAAGCGGCGGGACCCCCGCGAUCAGACGUCCCUUAUCCUUUGGAUAGGGGAUAAGAUGUUUUAGGGCCGGAGUACCCCUUUAAGAAGGAUGCAGGUGCCCUCCAGACGUGAUGAGAAUUUGGAGAGUUUAAAGACAAUCACUAAGUGGCAGUGUGGAUUUAUGCUCUAAAGACUUUAUGCCAAAAAUGAACUGUCCAUGAAAAUGCUAUAAAAUGUUCUGUGCCUCUUUAGAAUGAAGGCAGUGAUUUAAAGGACAGAGAUCGGGGCUAAUGGGGAUAUAGCUCCUCAGUUUAUCAAGAGCCAAUGAUAACUGCCACAUUUCUUGAUCUAUAUGUGUUUAAUCCGUAUGGUGCGAUUAAAACUUCAUUUACUUUUCUUUUCUUUACGUUAAUUAGUUACGGUAUUUAUGUUUUUCCCCUAUUUUUGUAACAGCAAUAAUAUUCUACAGCCCUGUACAAACACUGCAGUCACCCCAGUCCUUGUGCUCAUCGGAGCCUCAGGUGUUUGACAACUUAAAGUUGGACAUGAAAAUGAAAAAUCAGAUUUUUAACACUAAAAUGCUGGUGUUACCCCAAAUUUUUCAUUUCCACAUGGGGUAAUAGUAGAAAAUGGACCCCAAAAUUUGAAGCCCAAUUUCUUGCGAUUAAGGAAAUGCCCCAUAUGUGGACGAAAAGUGCACUACAGGUCUCAGAACAGAAGGAGCGCCAUUGUGCUUUUGGGGAGAGAAUUUUGCAGGAAUUGAAGUCGGGGGCCAUGUUGGUUUACAAAGCUCCCAUGAUGCCAGAGCAGCAGAAACCCCCCACAUGUGACACCAUUUUGGAAACUACACAUCUCAAGGAACGUAACAAGGGUUACUGUGCGUACUUACACCUUACAGGUUUUUUGAACAGUGGACCGUAAAAGGGAAAACUUUUAUUUUUAAUACUAUAAUGAAAGUGUUACCCCAAAUGUUACAUUUUCACAUGGGGUAAUAGGGGAAAAAGGCCCCCAAAAUUUGUAGUGCAAUUUUGCCUGAGAAAAUAAGAAAAUACCCUAUAUGUGGAUGUAAAGUGCUCUAUGGCUCACUAGAAGGCUCAGAAUAGAAGGAGCGGCAGUGGACUUUUGGAGAGAGAAGUUUGUUAAAAUUGAUGUCAGGGGCCAUGUGCAUUUACAAUGCUCUCAUUGUGCAAGAACAGCAGAAACCCCCCACAUGUGACACCAUUUUAGAAACUACACCCCUCGAAGAAGGUAACAAGGGUUACAUUUACAUUCACGGUUUUUGAACAGUGGGCCGUAAAUAUUAAACACUUUAUUUUUUAACACUGAAUUGCUGGUAUUAACCCAGAAGUAGGUGCAAAAAAAAAGGUUAGGAGUGAGACAGCACCAAUGAGAUUUGAGGCCUAAAGUGGUGAUAUGCACUGCAAUGGUUCUGAUAUAAAAUUGAAAAAAUAAAAUAAAAACCCGGCAAGUGAUCACAAUCUUGAAACCACACCCCUCAAGGAAGGUAACAAGGAGUACAGUGAGUACUUAUACCUAACAGUUUUUUUGAACAGUGGGCCGUAAAAUGAUAAAUUAGAUUUUUUUUUACACUACAAUGCUGUUUUUUUUGCCAUUUUCAGUGUCAUUUGUCAUUUUAAA